UUUUUAUCUAUCAAAAGCAACGAUCUGUGAAAACAAGCAAUCGACAUCAAAAUGAGUGUUGCACAAGUUUCCCUCCCCCUCCCAAUCCUUCCAUCCGGAUGGGCUGCGGACAAGGAUUUCAAGGCCGUCGGCACUGUGUCCCGUGCCAAUGACCGCAGCAUUGAGCCUGUCGGCCCACACUUCCUGGCCCACGCCCGUCGUGCCCGUCACAAGCGCACCUUCUCUGAGGAUGACCGCAUCCAGGCCCAGAACAGCGUGAAGAAGGUUGAGGAUGAUGAUGCUGGUGAGAUCAGUGAGCCUGAGGACCCAUCCAUGCUCCUCCGUGAUGCCAAGGACUGGAAGCAACAAGAUCACUACGCUGUUCUUGGUCUUUCCAAGUACCGCUACAAGGCUUCUGAGGACCAGAUCAAGCGCGCCCACCGCAAGAAGGUUCUCCGCCAUCACCCAGAUAAGAAGGCUGCCGCUGGCUCCACCGAGGAUGACAGCUUCUUCAAGUGCAUCCAGAAGGCCACCGAGGUCCUCCUCGACCCCACGAAGCGUCGCCAGUUCGACUCCGUCGAUGAGCGCGCCGAUGUCGAGCCCCCGAGCAAGAAGAAGACCCAAGCCGGCAACUUCUACAAGCUCUGGAGCCCCGUCUUCAAGGCCGAGGGCCGCUUCUCCAAGACCCAGCCAGUCCCCAGGCUUGGUGACGAGAACUCCACCAAGGAGGAGGUCGAGACCUUCUACAACUUCUGGUACAGCUUCGACUCGUGGCGCUCAUUCGAGUACCAAGACGAGGAUGUGCCUGAUGACAACGAGAACCGCGACCAGAAGCGCCACAUGGAGCGCAAGAACAACAACGCUCGCAAGAAGAAGAAGGUCGAGGAUAACGCACGCCUGCGCAAGCUGCUAGAUGACGCAUCCGCCAUGGACGAGCGCAUUAAGAAGUUCCGCAACGAGGCUAACGCCACCAAGAACAAGAAGAAGAUCGAGCGUGAGGCUGCCGAGAAGAAGGCCGCUGAGGAGGCUAAGGCGCAGAAGGAGGCUGAGGCCGCGGCUGCACUGAAGGCUGAGGAGGCCGCCAAGGCCGAGCGCGAGCAGGGCAAGAAGGCUAAGGAGGCCGCGAAGAACGCUGUUAAGAAGAACAAGCGUGUCCUCAAGGGCUCAGUCAAGGAUGCCAACUACUUCGUCUCUGGCGAUGCCCCGGCCUCUGCUAUUGACGGCGUGCUCAACGACGUUGACCUCAUCCAGGGCAAGAUUGACGCCGAUGAGAUUGCGGCUCUUGCUGGCAAGCUCAACGGCCUCAAGGUCGCUGACGAGAUCAAGGGCGUCUGGUCUGAGGAGGUUAAGAGGCUCGUUGCUGCUGGCAAGCUCCAGGAGGGAGAGGCCAAGACUCUUGCUUAGAGGUCAUAAUGCUCUGAUACUUGCACUGCUGCUGUUUGCACUGGUUUUGCUUAGCGAAUGCCAGAAGUUACUGGAUGAAACAAUGGUCACGUUGUGAAGAUGAUACGAUAUCAGAUGAGGGGAUGACUUUAGAUUAGAUUGUGUAGAUGGAUGUUUCAUAUACAUUUCCUAACAAUAGAGCCUCUUCAGUUGUAUAUUUUUGUCUAUAUUAGAGCCCGGUGGAUGACCCUCGUAUGGUUGGUUAAAGGCGAACGGGUAUCUUCGUCUAUCCGCUUUGCUUAGUCUUACAUCUAUUUACAAAUAUUCCG
Messenger RNA from Pseudogymnoascus verrucosus, 1691 nucleotides. RefSeq lists its product as uncharacterized. Gene Ontology annotation, cellular component: cytosol. Gene Ontology annotation, molecular function: Hsp70 protein binding; ribosome binding. The transcript is spliced from 2 exons. Gene Ontology annotation, biological process: 'de novo' cotranslational protein folding; regulation of translational fidelity. The coding region runs from base 52 to 1383 and encodes 443 amino acids. The record is from RefSeq and is a predicted model, not a curated record. NCBI's taxonomy places the organism in Eukaryota, Fungi, Ascomycota, Leotiomycetes, Thelebolales, Thelebolaceae.